AUGCAGACCUGCACUGCCUUCUUUCAAUUGCCGGACAAGACGACGACUUAUGACUUAUGGAGACUUUCCUGCCACCUCCUGAGUUUUGAAGUUCCGUUCCACUUCGAAACUUCCGCUGGCUGGCUCACAGAAAAAAACAUCAAAGGUUUCUCAACUUUUGCCAAGACUUUGCGGAGGUCGGAAGCGGCGCAGUGUGAGAGUGUCUGGAAAAAAGGCUGGGAAAUUAAAAUGAGUUCGAGCAAGGGUCGAGAAACCUUAACAGGGUUUGCUAUGGCAACCAAUAGGAUUAGCGUCUGA
Messenger RNA from Botrytis fragariae, 297 nucleotides. RefSeq lists its product as uncharacterized. The coding region runs from base 1 to 297 and encodes 98 amino acids. The record is from RefSeq and is a predicted model, not a curated record. Lineage: Eukaryota; Fungi; Ascomycota; Leotiomycetes; Helotiales; Sclerotiniaceae. The transcript is spliced from 3 exons.